Molecule: messenger RNA, 1649 nt
Organism: Diorhabda sublineata
Lineage: Eukaryota; Metazoa; Arthropoda; Insecta; Coleoptera; Chrysomelidae
Product: probable cytochrome P450 6a13
Exons: 5
Coding region: 53-1570 (505 amino acids)
Molecular function (GO): iron ion binding; oxidoreductase activity, acting on paired donors, with incorporation or reduction of molecular oxygen; monooxygenase activity
Source: RefSeq, a predicted model, not a curated record
UAAUAGUAUAAAUAAAUAAAAAGUGUUACUUCCAAAAUUAAUUAAUUGUGAAAUGUUUCUUAUAUAUUUAGUUGUAAGUUUGCCAAUAAUUUUGUAUUUUUACAUAAAAUGGAGGUACUCAUAUUGGCAAAAUAAAGGUGUAUUCACGAUCGAACCCGUCUUCCCAGCUGGCAGUUUGAAGGAUGUUAAAGAAGGAAAAAUAUUAUAUUUCGAUUUUUAUAAAAAAUUUUAUCUCGAAUUGAAAAAGAGAGGAUUGAGCUAUGGAGGGUUAUAUGAGAUGAUGUCUCCAGUGCUGGUGCCGGUUGAUUUAGAAUUAAUCAAAAAUAUCAUGCUGAAAGAUUUCAGUCAUUUCAGCGACCACGGUUUAUAUGUGAAUGAAAAAGUGGAUCCACUAACGGGGGGCUUGUUUCUUUUGGAAGGGGAGAAAUGGAGGAAUCACAGAGCAAAACUCACUCCCACAUUUACAACAGGGAAGAUGAAGAUGAUGUUCCAUACUCUUGCCGCUUGUUCUAAGGGCUUUCAGGAAUUGUUAAAAGAAGAAGUGAAGAAAAACGAAGCAGUAUUUAUAAAAGAAUUAUUAGCUAGAUUUACUACGGAUAUAAUAGGAUCAGUAGCUUUCGGAAUUGAGUGUAACUGUAUGAAAGAACCGAACAAUGAAUUCAGAACGCAGUGCAGCAAAGCUUUCAGCAUUACAGGAAAAUUUAAACGGAUGCUGCAUCAUUACUCACCGAAAUGGUUCUUAAAGGCGAUCAGUUUCAAACAAACUGAUGAGAAUGUCGAAAAAUUCUUUUUCGAUCUUGUUAAAAGUACCAUCGAAUACAGAGAGAAAAAUAAUGUGUACAGGAAAGAUUUUUUACAGAUGUUAAUCGAACUGAAAAAUACAGGAACCGUAACUGAUGAGGAAACGAUGAAAACAUCUACCCACGGAACCUCUUUUCUCACUUUAAAUGAAGUAACAGCUCAUUCUUUCAGUUUCUUUUUAGCAGGAUUUGAAACUUCUUCCACAACAAUGUCGUUCGCUCUUUUAGAGUUAGCAAUGAAUCAGGAUAUUCAAGAAAAACUUAGAAAAGAAAUACUUGAAGUUUUAAAAAAAUAUGAUGGUGAUAUAACCUACGAGGGUGUACAAGAAAUGCAAUAUUUGGAUCAAGCUUUGCAGGAAACGUUGAGAAAAUACCCUCCGAUUCCACUUUUACCAAGAAUAUGUACGAAAACGUACAAGAUCCCAAAUUCGGAUGUACUAAUCGAAAAAGGUACCAUAGUAAAACUGGCUGUGGAAGCUUUACAAAACGAUCCGGAAAUAUAUCCCAGCCCGGAAAAAUUCGAUCCGGAUAGAUGGAGUCCUGAAAAUUCUGCAGAUAGAUCGAAUUUUGCGUUUUUGUCAUUUGGUGAAGGACCUAGGUUAUGUAUAGGAAUGAGAUUCGGCAAACUUCAAGCUAAAUGUGGAAUAAUAACAAUUUUAAGGGAUUAUAAAGUCAGUCUUAAUGAAAAAACCCAAUUACCUGUACAGUUAAAUCCUUCUUUCAUCACUUCAGUGAAAGGUGGUGUUUGGUUAAACAUGGAAAGUUUGUAAUUCGAUAAAAUUUACUUUAUUUUGUUUUAACAAAUAAACUUUCUAAAAAUAAUAAAAAAUAAACAAAAUUUGAUAUAAA